AUGGAGAUGGUGGUGCUCAACCUGGUUAUGAUCAUGUGGAACACGGACAACUGGGUUCUGCCCGCUGUCUACACAGAGAUUGCGCGGCACUUCAACGCCUCUCCUGGUGACCUCGCCUCCCUUGGUCUGGUGCGGGGCAUCUUUGAGUCGGUCUUCGCUUUGCCCUCGGGCUUUCUGGCAGACAAGAUGCCACGACCACUGCUGAUUGGGCUUGGUGCCGUUCUUUGGGCUGCAGCGCUCGUUGGGGUCACCUUCUCCCCAAGUCUGAAUUGGAUGAUCUUUUUCAGAGCGGUCAACGGAAUUGGCCUUGGAAUUGUGCAGCCCCUGCUGUACAGCCUGGUCGCAGACAAGAGCGAUACGCACGGCCGUGGGAAAGCCUUCGGCUUCCUGCAAUUUUCCGGCAAUGUGGGACAAACAGCCUUCACAGCAUUGGCAACUGCCAUCGCUGGCUACCAGAUUAUAUCCAUUACUGGGUGGCAGUUUGCUUUGCUCAUCGUCGCGGUGUUGAGUGCUGGCGUGGGCAUUCUUUGCAGUGUGCUGGUGAGCGACCAUCGCGAGCACCAUGACCAUCGUAGCAUGAGGGCCAUCAUUUGUGAAGAGACGCCCAAACUUCAGCACAUCGUUUGUAUGCCAACAUUUCUGGUCAUCAUUGGUCAAGGAGUCUUUGGCACCGCGCCGUGGUUUGCUUUCAGCUACCUUACGAUGUGGCUAGAGCUCAACUGCUUCACGCAUGAGCAGGCUGCUGCCAUCAUAGCUUGCUUCAACAUCGGAGGGGCGCUUUCCGGAAUCGUGGGAGGCGUGGCUUUGGACAUCGUUGCAAGGCGCUUCCCAGAGCAUGGGCCGCCAGGACUUGCCCAACUGGCGGUCUUCUUGUCGCUGCCACUGUUUGCAACGAUUCUUUUCGGCCUGGGUGGCCUGGACCACCAGAGUCCAAGAACCUCUGUAAUUUUUGGUUUAAUCUUCCUCGUGACUGGCACCAUGAUCUCCUGGUGCAUGGUGAUGAACAAUAAGAUGUUCAGCGACAUCGUCCCCAAGGAAUCCUACAGCUAUGUCUAUGCUUUGGACCGGGCAGUUGAAGGCCCAAAGAUCGUUGUGCCCGCUCUUCGCAAGUUUGCACGUCCGAACCUUUUGCUCCGGUUCCACCUCCGCUUUGCAAACACCUUGCUGGACACAUGCGGAACUUCAGAACAGAAGAAUGAGGACUGUUCUCCAGAUGACGCCAUGAAGCUGGGCAAGGGGAUAUUUGUCGUGUCGGCCGUGGCUUUUACCGCCUGCUUCACACCUGCAGCAGAUUAUUCUGGCCAACUGAGCAUAUUGCUUGUUUGUGUCAGCAAAGGCUUCACGUUCUAUGGCGUCGGCCACUACACCUACCCGAGGGACCGGCGGGCCAUUCGUCACCAGCAGGACUCUGACAAGAGUUCAUCUGAGGCGGAGGAACCUGAGAAGCGACAUGACUGUAAAAUGAUUCUGAUGGGCGAUGGUGCGUCAGCCCGGAUGCUUCUGCCUUUGCCACGCGAGUACUUCCAAGAAAUCGCAGGGCCGGAGAAGCUGGUUAUCCUCAGCUGGACAACGGGUGCUCCAGCAGAUCCAGGUGAAAAGGGCAGCCGGACGGCCAUAGCUGUCAACUUGGCAUUGUCCAUCCGCAAAUAUGCUCCGCACCUGGAGCGUCGCUUCGCGUAUAUUUCAAUGGACACAGUUGCGCACAAGGUCAUGCAAGAACAUGGUUUCAACUCCGUGCUUUGCGAGGCGGGACCAUGCCGCUCGAAGGACCUGAAGGAUGACAUUUGGAAGAUGCGAUGGUACCUCAUGCUCACGCUCACGGAAUUUGGGCUUCGCGUGCUCGUGGUGGAUGCAGACAUUGUUUUCCUGGGGGAUCCCACCAAGGAGCUGGCAGGCGACUCGGAUAUGGAGGUUAUGACCGACCACUUCUUUCCUGAAAAGCAUCUCUGGGAACCAUGGGUUCGUGUCGAGGAUCACAUCAACACUGGUUUCGUGCUCAUCAAGCCAACUCGCCCAAUACGGCUUCUCCUUGCAGACUUCCUGGAUGAGAAUUGGCAGUCGGAGCAAGGAGGCGUUCGCCGCGACGGCAUGGAUCAGCGCGUCUUCAACCACUUCAUAGUCCGACGCAUGGCCGCUGACACUCCCCUGGUCGUGGGUCGAUACAACGGCAAGGUGUUCGGCCGGCCACAAAACAUUGUGCCUACAUGGCCAUGGAGACAGGCCUCCAUUCGGAUCCUGGACCCUGCACGGAUUGCACAUGGCAUGAACUUCUUCUGGCGACGGGCACAUCUCCUCGAUCCGAAGAUUGGCCCUUUACCGGUUGUGGCGCAUGUGAACGGUGCAGACCCGAAGGAAUACUUCCUGCGCGAUCGCCAGGUGUGGUUCCUCGACGAUUGGCACGAACGGAUCAAUGCCUCUGUGAGAUUCCUUCUCUACCAUCAUCCUGGUGGCCAAAGCCUGCAACGUGACUUCACUACCUUGUCAGCUGCUGUGGAGGUUGCCAAGCUAUUGGGACGACGCCUGGUGCUUCCCAGCACCAUGAACUGUCGUAAUGCACCGUCAUACUACGUGUGGAACCUCAAUGUCACUGUGCAGCGCGAUGCUGAGAGCGGGAACUGCACCUUUGACUACUUUUCAUGGGCGAAGAACCUUCUUGAUGCGCAUGCUGGAUUCGUGAUUGAGUCCAGUGUCCGGCAUGCGCCGGAGUUCCUGCAUCUCGAGGAGGAGUCAGGAAUGAGUCUGCCACCAAUCUCGGCUUGGCCUCGCCUUUCUCACAGAGGCGCAGCACGUUGGCUGACCCAGGAUAUGCCUGAAACUUUCGCAGCAGUGCUGCGCGUGGAAGAUGACAUUUUGCAGGUUCGUGACGCGUUGCGGCAAUCGCUAGAAUCUUCCGAGUGGGACUCCAUGACAUGUAUCUUCCAGCAGUUCCCGCACCAGGUCAAUGUUUGCCGCGAUGACCGCUACGUGGGCCGCUUUGGCAAAGGAGCUCAAUGCGAUCCUCUGCCGGGACAGGCAGCUUGCGGCUUGCAUGGCUUCAACUGCUGCAUGAGUUUCUGGGGCUACUCGGAGAAGUUGGAGAUAUUCACCGGUGCGCGAUGGGAUCUCCCAUGCAACUGCGGGCUUGGAGACGGGUGCGUCAAGACCAAGGAACACAAGAUCGAUCGCGAAGAUCAGCAAUACAUGCGGCACUGCUGUGCACAUCAGCAAGAGCCAAAUGCGCAGGAGCACUGCAUGCUUGUUCCCGAGCAGCAGCCCAUGACGAUCUAUGGCGACUCGCAUUUCUACUCGUCCUACUUGCUGAACGAUUUUCUCGAUGGUCACAUAGAUCCAGCGCGGGCGCUACAACGAUGUAGCGACCAUCGUGCUGGAACACUUCUGGACUCAGAUCCUGGCAGGGCUCUUCUGCAUUGUGGUACAAUGAUCGCCGGCCUGGCGCUUUGGCGGGGACGCUAUGACCGCGCCUUCAAAUGGUUAGAGCACAUUCACUGGGCACGGCGCCGCCAAGGAACGCCCAGUCCCCUGUCAUGGGACACGGGACGGGCUUCCAGCAGCAUUGCUGAGGCUGAUGUUGGAAGCGAAUGGAAGUUACGACAUGAUCUGGAGCAGCUCCGCUACUUGUCGAGGCAGCCCAGGCGUCAACAGGUCUCGCCUUAUGCUCCCCUCCUUUCACCACAAGCAGCCGGCCAGCUGGCCGAGGCUUCCGCCGAGCUGCUGCAGAUCUUCCAGCGGGGUCUCAUGGACCAGAAAGUGCCCGCACUGCGCUGGAUUCUGGGCUUGCGCAGUCAGGAGCUUAGUGGCCGCUUAGUCAUUAAUCAGAACUCACAGAGGCCGUUUGACGCCAACAUGGCUGGAAGGCAUGGCACGAGGCAUUGGGCGGGGCAAGUCGAGGCUCUCGUCCAGAGAGUCGGCGGCGUUCGAUUUGGCUUCGGCCUGGCCAGCAUCCUUCUGUCUUAUUGCCUGACGCCAAUAAGGAACCCAUUUGGGACCGAUGAAGAGCGUAUGCGAGAGAUCAAGCGCUCCUCGUUGGCAGAAUCACACUUCAAGGGCACGCUGUCAGGCUUCGCAGGCUAUGCCUUCCUUGUGAGUGGUUGCAGAGGCUGCUCAGACAUUGUGCGGUUUGACGAGGUCUUCGCUGUUCUUCUGGAUGAGUGCCCCGAGGAGUCUUUCGAAGUUGUGCAAGACAUCGUUGAAGCCGAGCGCCGGGCUGGGUCAGGCGAUGUCUUCCAGGAGUUUGAGACUCAUGCCGUGGCUGCUGCAUCCAUCGCGCAGGUGCACUUCGCCAAGCUCUUAGAUGGCACAGAGGUAGCUGUCAAAGUGCAGUACCCCGACGUUGAGCGAUUCUUUUACAUGGAUGUUGCGACUGUGUCCUUUGCCAUGCAGUUGCUGGGAAUGGGCAGCCAAGUCCAAGAAAUCUUUUCCACCAUGCAGGUAGGUGCUGGUGAUGGCCCCCGACUCAGUCGCCAUUUCUUUGAGACAUCCUUUGGAAGGAUGUUCGUUUUUGAGGAGCGUUUGCGCGGAAUUCCCAUUCGCAAGCACGCCAUGCCUCUGAUGAAGAUGUCCCUCGGCUGCAGGGCGCAGGAGUUUGCAGAAGCGCAUGGAAUGACAUGGGAGGAGCUCAAAAGGGGUUUGGAGCUCCUGUUGCGAGGCACUUGCAAGUUUGGCUUACCCCAACUGCUCCAGGCACUUCGCAUGGGUCGAGUGACCGAGUGCCAGAGCAACAUUCUUGCUGCCGGCAUCAAGGUGAGAAAUCUGGCGUGCAGGAUCGCGGGCUGUUGUGCCGAGGGCAUUUGUAGAAUUGCUAUCGUGAAUGACUUGACGCUGGAUGAGCAGUGGUAUGUUUACCACAAGACCCGGGAACUUAAAGAAGCGGUGAAAAACGGAGAGAACCUUGACCGCUUCCGGCUGCAGAAUCGAGAGGCGGCGGUCUACACCAUUUUCAUGGAGGACUCAACCCGGACCAAAGAGUCCUUCCGAAACGCAGCUGAGUUUCAUGGCCUCAAAGUAAACGUCUUCGAUGCCAAGACUUCCUCAUUCCAGAAAAACGAGACCAUCACCGACACCAUCAAGAUGCUUUGUGGUUAUUCCACCGGUCAAAGCUUGUUCGUCAUCCGUUCCAAGGUGGAGGGCGUGUGUCGCUGGCUCGAGGAAGCAAUCUGGAAGUACUGCAAGCAAAGAGGCUUCCCCCGCGCAUCCUUCAUCAAUGCAGGAGAUGGACGACACGAGCACCCCUCACAAGAGAUGCUCGAUGAGUUCAGCUUUCUGGAGCAGAAGGGGUGGGACACUUCAAGCAUCCACUUGGCUCUGCUCGGAGAUCUGUUUCACGGUCGCACAGUCCAUUCGAAGGUCGAUGGGCUGAGGAUUUACAGAAAAGUCUUCGUUGAUUUGAUCGCCCCCAGCGAGCUGGCAUUGCCAAAGAUGUAUGAAGAUCGCAUGGUGGCCAGGGGCUACGUAGUAAGGAAAUUUGCUUCGAUCGACGAUUACUUAGCCCAGGAGAAGGUGGCUAAGAUCUGGUAUUUCACCCGGCUGCAGCUGGAGCGCAUGGGCGACAAGGUCUUGGAAAAGUCGAAGGAACUUCGAAAGGCCGUGACAAUGAGGCAGGACUUUCUCGACAAGCUCCCGCAGGGUGUGAAGUUCUUCCACCCAUUGCCACGAGACGCCAGACACCCGACACUGCCGUAUUGGUUGGACAGCACAGAGCUCAACGGAUGGGAUCAGCAGUCGCAGAACGGCUACUUCACACGCAUAGUCCUCCUUGGCAUGCUAGGCGGGCACUUUGGGGAGGACUACCGCGUGGACUUAAAGGCAGAUUCACGGCAGCCUGGCAGCCCAAUGCUCUUCAGCCCCAGCUUUCCAGGAGAUUUCUCGCCAACUGGACAGAGAACCUCCAUGGAAUUGCCUGAAGAUUUGGAUCUGGGAUAUUCUCCAGCUCUCAUGGCCGCAACUGAUUUCAUCAAGGAGGUAGCGUUUUCCUUGCCUGACAUCACUUCGCCAGAGAAGGUCAGCCAGGAGGUAGGGUUAGUGCCAAUUGCCAAUGGCAUCGUCAUCGAGAACCUGGCAGCAGGGCAAAGCAUUGAGCAGGUCUGGAGCCUCAUGUAUAUGGUGCGCGAUAUCCUUGACCUCCAUCAUGUGGGAGGUCAGGGCGUACGGACAUCAGAUGAGACAAGUGGCACCGGCAGUGGUUUCAUUGCCGUGCCGGACGUUGACAUCAGCAGCUGGGACAGGCAACCUUUGAAGCGAUUGGCAGCAAUGGCUCCAGGAAGUACCUUGAAGGUGGUCAAGGAGGGUGCCGUGGAGCGCGAGUUCCGGCUUCAAGUUCCUCCGCGGGUUUACAACUUCAAGGACAUCUCCUGCAAGAACACUGCUUGCGUCUCACACCCCAAGAACAUGCAGCAUGAGGUCGAGCCUUUCUUCGAGCGGUGCCGCUCAGGAGAUGGGCAAAGGCAAGAUGAUGCAAUGGCCUUCAACUGCAAGUACUGUGAGACGCAGCACAAUUUCUGGGAGAUUUGGAACUAUGAGUUCUACCGACCUUCCGAGUUCACUCUGUAG
Molecule: messenger RNA, 6546 nt
Organism: Symbiodinium pilosum
Lineage: Eukaryota; Dinophyceae; Suessiales; Symbiodiniaceae
Source: the annotation of a GenBank genome assembly